Molecule: messenger RNA, 1788 nt
Organism: Drosophila ficusphila
Lineage: Eukaryota; Metazoa; Arthropoda; Insecta; Diptera; Drosophilidae
Product: scavenger receptor class B member 1
Exons: 4
Coding region: 129-1655 (508 amino acids)
Cellular component (GO): cytoplasm; membrane
Molecular function (GO): scavenger receptor activity
Source: RefSeq, a predicted model, not a curated record
AGUGAUUGUAGGGCGCUCGCCGUUAGCGCUUAGAACUCGACUCAAACGGAUCGCGUGUUUCCUCCCGGCCGGACGCGAAUCACUCUCGACUUGGAGCUCGUUCCGCCAAACCCGCCACUAGUGACGAAAUGAGGACUGUUCAGUGGGUGAAGGUAGUGCUCUGCCUGGUCCUCGCGGCCCUGAAUGUCUACCUGUUCGCGGUGUCCUGCUCCGUGCACUACCCCACUCUCGUGGCCAGGGAGCACGUGCGCUUCCGUCAGGAGAUGCCCACCAUGGACAGCUGGAUAAACUCGCCGUUCGGCAAGCUGAAGAACUACGUCUUCAACGUGACCAACGCCGAGGAGUUCUGGAGUGGCCGCGACUCGCGGCUCAAGGUGCAGGAGAUCGGACCCAUCGUGUACCGGAUCGUCGGCUACAACGACAUUCUGGAGCGGAACGAGAGCUUCGUGAAGUACCGCAAGCACCGCUACCGCGUGGUGGAGUUCCUGCCGGAGGAGAGCGUGGCCCCCGACGUCCUCAACUGGACCAUCACCUCCACCAACAACGUGUUGCUGGGCGCGGCCGCGAAGCUCAGCCACGACAGCUUCCUUGCGCUCUUUGGCUUCGACGCCAUCGCUAGGCUCGAUGACAUUUUCAUCACCGACAGCGUGUACUACUUCCUGUGGGAGUUCACUCGUCCGCUGCUGCAGGCGAUCUCCAAGGUGUCCUUCCUGCGGUCCAACGUCGCCGUGCUCCACAACGCUCUCCAGGAGAAGGAGGAGGUCUACACGGUGAACAUCGGCCCGAAGCGCGGGCUCGACAACUUCUUCCGCAUCGAGACGCUCAACGACGAGGUCAUCAUCCGGGAGCAGCUGCCCUACACGUACCGCUACGACUCCGAGUCGUGUCCGUUCAACGUGACCGGCGCCCUGGACAACUCCCUGUUCCCGCCCUUCGUGCAGCCGGAGACGCCGCUGGACAUCGUGGCCAUCGAGUCCUGCCGCGUCCUCCCGCUCACCUACCAGCGCCAGCAGCGAUUCAACGGCCUGGACACCUUCCGCUACACCCUGCUCCCGGCCCACCAGAAGCCCCCCGCCUGCCUGGGCGCCAGCUACGGCGUCAAGCUGCCCGACGGGAUGUUCGACGUGUCCAAGUGUGUGAUAAACGGCGCCCCAUCCGCCUUCUCGAUGCCGCACUUCUACGGGAGCGGCUACAACUGGAGCGAGCACUACGAGGGGUACACGCCCAACGCCGAUGACCACGAGCCCUACAUCCUGCUGGAGCCCGUCACGGGCAUCCCGGUGUCGGAGAAGUACCGCUUCCAGUCGAACAUCCCCAUCCCGAACCUGAGCAGGUUCAGCCCCUACCUGAAGAGGUUCAGCCACAUGAUGAUCCCCAGCUUCUGGUACGAGUUCGAAAUGGGCGAGCUGCCCGGCUUCGUGACCGCCCUGAUGUGGAUCAACGUGAACGUGGUGCCCCGCGCGCAGCCCUUCUGCAUGUGCCUGUUCCUGGUCGUGGCCCUGUGGAGCCUCCUGAAGGCGGCCCGGGUGGCCGGCGGCGACCUCGGCUACGGGGCUCUCUUCCGGAAGCUCUGCCCUGGCGAGAUGGGCACGGUCACCGCGCUGGAGACCAAGUUCCCGGCGACCGCGCCCGCCCUGGAUGUGGCUGUCAAGUAAAGUCUGGCGACGUGAUUGAUGCCCAGACUGGACCCGUGUAUAUAUGUAUGCAAGACUUAGGUUAAGGCUGGCGGUGCUGCUGGUGGUGCACUAUCAGCAGCUCGUCUUGCGCAAUAUACGAUUAAGAGGAAAA